Molecule: messenger RNA, 1239 nt
Organism: Psilocybe cubensis
Lineage: Eukaryota; Fungi; Basidiomycota; Agaricomycetes; Agaricales; Agrocybaceae
Exons: 2
Coding region: 1-1239 (412 amino acids)
Source: RefSeq, a predicted model, not a curated record
AUGGAUUCAGAUCCUAAUAACGCGAGCUACGACCCUUGGUUGAGCCAACCACAAUACUUGCCCAUCCUAGAAAACGAUGACCAGCCUGACUCGCUACCAUCUCUUGCCUUCAUCGAUGAAGUUCUAAAUUCAUCUGAGGCGCUUCCUCCCCUAGUAUGUCACUCUGGCAUAAACGCCGAUCAUAACAGCCGUCCCAUGUUUGCGGCCUUGUUCGACGCGUUCAUUGCGCUCCCUCAUUCACCUGCACCAAGCGACCUUCCAGUCAUGACAUCCAGCGCAGAGGAGCGCGUACACCUCGCACGGUACAUUGCGGAAGAAUGCCUACAAAAUACGGUACAGGGCGGGUGUGCCGGGAUUUUUAAUGUCCUGGGAUAUAUGAUCAUGCGUGCCGCGAUGCGGAUCGAUCGUGAAUAUUUGUACGAGGUUGAUUUCACCGGGGCGGGGUAUGUUUCUGCUGGUUCUUCAUCUUCAUCUUCCUCUGGGUCAGAUUCUGGGUCAGCGGGUGGAUCAGAACUCGGAUCAGAGUCAGACUUUAAUGGACAUAAUGAAGUUGAUACGGCAAGAUGGAAAGGGGCAGGGGUAUCAAUGGAGAAAUUAAUCGCACUUGUGGAAGACAUUGCGUCCGCACUGGGGGAGCAGAAGAAAUUGUUUGCAGAAGUUCUUGGAGAAAAGCUGAUCGGUACCACCAAGUUUGUCUGGGAUAAAAACAUGUUCCCAGCUAUGAGGAAAAAAGUUUUCCGGGAGUCUCAUCUGGAGGUUCACAUGCGUCGGGCAUUCCGUUUCAGUGCGUUUCUCGGGGAACUCUUUGUCCGCGACAUCAUCUUUCGUAACACGCUCGACGCAUGCAUUAGCAUCAUACUUGAGAACGAUUUGGAUACACGCGGAGAGGCAUGUAUCGACCAGUUGGUGGCUCUUGCUGUGGUGCUGGACACUGCUCGCGGGAAGAUGUGGGACGUUAAUUUGAUUAUGCACGGAGAACUGGCCGACUCUUCCGUUUCUCGGGAAGAGCAGCGGAAGAAAGCAAAGGAAAAUGAAGUACACAAAUUCAAAACUCGACUUGAACUUGCGGUAAAUGACAUUGUGGCGACCGAAGUAGGAUAUGCGCGGACGCAGAAAGUAAAUCAUAAACGGGAGGUGCAAACUUGGAUGCGCAAGAAGGGGUUGAAAUUCUGGGAAAUGGAGGCAAAAUAUGUGAUGGGUCGGUUAAACGCAAUUGUAUACAGGUGGUCGGGGAUAUAA